UAUGGAAGCUGUGGAAGUCAUCACCACCACCACAAUCAAAUCCAUUUAACUGCAUUUGAUCUUCCAUUUCUCACAGUUGAACCCAUCCAAAAAGGUCUUCUUUUUCGCAACCCAAAGACAAAAGUUCAAAUAAAUCAUCUUCAACACUCACUUUCCUCCACUCUUGCCUUCUUUCCUCCCAUCACUGGUUGUCUCGUCAUACUCCAACAUCACGACAACAUUGUCUCAACCCACAUCGUAUGCAACAACGCUGGAGUCCUCUUCGUCCACGCCGUUUCACCCAACACCACUAUCGCUCACAUCCUUCAACCCAAAUACAAUCCUCCCAUCAUUCGCUCCUUCUUUCCACUCAACGGCGUUAAAAACUACGAGGGCACGUCACAGCCAUUGCUGGCAGUGCAGGUGACGGAGCUACUUACGGCAGAGGCCAACACAGACAAGAUAUCUUCUCUGCAAGCGCUUUUAACUCUACUUUGGCGCUGUGUGAUUCGUUGCCGACAAGUGGAGCCUGAAGAAGAGGUGGGUUACGUACUUCUGGUUGGCGUUGGGCCGAGGAUGGUUCCACCACUGGCAGAGGGUUAUUUUGGAAACUCAGUUAUGGUAGCUAGUGUUGUGAGCAUGAAAGCCGGGGAACUAUUGGAGGGUGGUCUUGGGAAGGGUGCUCUGGAGAUGAACAAGAUGGUUGCUUUGCACUCUCAUGAGAGGGUAAAGAACUACUAUGAGUCUUGGGUGAGAAAUCCAAGGCUGUUUGGCUCGUUAUUCAGUGGUUCACUGGUCACCAGCAGCUCUCCGAGGUUCAACCUUUACGGUAACGAUUUUGGGUGGGGAAAGCCCUUGGCGGUAAGAAGUGGCAGCGCAAAUAAGAUUCGCGGAAAGAUUAGUGUGUUUGGAGGCGCUGAAGAAGGUUCUAUCGACAUUGAAGUGUGCCUUCCUUUUGAGAUUUUGGAGGCAAUGGGAAAUCACCCUGACUUCAUGGACGCCGUUUCCAGCUAGCUAUUCUAGGUACAACACAAGAUCCUUACAAGUCCACUUUUAGUCAGAUCCCAUGAUUGUAAGUUGCAUAAGCAAAUUAGGUAACAAUAAUCAUGACUUAUUUUAA
This is a messenger RNA of Vigna unguiculata (cowpea), 1099 nucleotides long. Its product is annotated as putative acetyltransferase At3g50280. NCBI's taxonomy places the organism in Eukaryota, Viridiplantae, Streptophyta, Magnoliopsida, Fabales, Fabaceae. The record is from RefSeq and is a predicted model, not a curated record.